GCUCCGCCCGUCAUUCGCGCCGUGGGCGUCGCUCUGCCUACACGUAUCGCUCACUGUUGUCCAGUCGCUCCGUGUCGCGCGCGAACCAUAACGUCUCCCGUGAGACAGCGUGCGUUGUGACUGUCCACAUAUAAUCUCAGUGGUGUAAAAAUAAAGCCGGCGACAGACGGCGGCUUCCCAAGUUAUAUUUAAAUGAUAGCGCGGACGCGGGGCCGGGCUCGCCUCGAACACUCUCCGACGGCAUGAGACGAAGCCGGGGCCUAGUGUGCGAGUGCCUGGGUGCCAGCGCGUGCCCUGACGGCGCGGCCAACGGCACCUGCGUCACGCAGCCCGGCAGCUACUGCUUCGUCUCCGUCGAGGAGGUGCUCGACGACAAUGGGCUCGUCGUGCUCGACCGCACCGCCGGCUGCAUGCCGCCCGACGAGUCGGGGCUCAUGCAAUGCAAAAGCUCCCAAGUGCCUCACCAGCACCCUAAGGUGAUAGAAUGCUGCAACGAGAGCGACCUGUGCAACCGGCGGCUGCAGCCCCAGCUGGCCGAGCCGCCGCCCGACGUGACGGAGACGCCGGGGCUGCACGGCGGCGGCGGCGGCGCGGCGGCGCUGCUGGUGGCCGCGGCGCUGUGCGUGGCGCUGCUGGCGGCGCUGGCCGGCUUCCUGCUGCUGUGCCGCCGCCGCCGCCGCGCGCACAAGCGCCCGCCCUCGCCGCCCGCGCCGCUGCCGCCCGACGUGUCCUCGGGCUCCGGCUCCGGCCUGCCACUGCUGGUGCAGCGCACCGUGGCCAAGCAGAUCCAGAUGGUCGAGUCUAUCGGCAAGGGUCGCUACGGCGAGGUCUGGCUCGCGCGCUGGCGCGGCGAGCGUGUUGCUGUCAAGGUUUUCUUCACUACCGAAGAGGCAUCGUGGUUCCGUGAAACUGAAAUCUAUCAAACUGUACUUAUGCGACACGAAAACAUCUUGGGUUUCAUCGCUGCCGACAUCAAGGGAACCGGGUCCUGGACUCAGAUGCUCUUAAUUACGGAUUACCAUGAGAACGGCUCGCUCCAUGACUACCUACAGACCGUGGUUCUCGACAAUCACAGUUUGAUGACCAUGGCUUACUCCAUAGUUAGCGGGUUAGCACACUUACACAUGGAUAUUUUCGGAACGAAGGGCAAGCCGGCGAUCGCGCAUCGAGACAUAAAGAGUAAGAACAUACUAGUGAAGCGGAACGGGCAGUGCGCCAUCGCGGACUUCGGGCUGGCGGUGCGGUACGUGGCGGAGCGGAACGAGGUGGACAUCGCGCCCAACACGCGCGUGGGCACGCGCCGGUACAUGGCGCCAGAGGUGCUGGACGAGAAGCUGGACGUGAGCAACUUCGAGGCCUUCAAGAUGGCCGACAUGUACUCGCUGGGGCUGGUGCUGUGGGAGAUGUGUCGGCGCUGCGCCACGGGCGACAAGGCGCAGGACGUGGAGCCGUACGCGCUGCCGUACGCGGGGCUGGUGCCGCCCGACCCCAGCUUCGAGCACAUGCACGCGCUGGUGGUGCGCGGCGGCGCGCGGCCGGCGCUGGCGGCGCGCUGGCGGGCCGCCGCCGCGCCCGCCGCGCUGGCCGCGCUGCUGCCCGAGUGCUGGCACGCCGACCCGCGCGUGCGGCUCACGGCGCUGCGCGUCAAGAAGACGCUGGCGCGCUACCACGCCGACACCGCCGUCAAGAUGCUCUGAGCCCGGGCCCUUCCUGUUCUGCACUAUUUAUUACGACUCCGCGGAGUGACACGCUGCGAAGCCCCAUCGAUGUGAAAAUUCAGUUCGACCACCGUUCUUGUUUAAAUCUCAGUAUUGUUAAGUUUAUUCGGAUAGCGGGCCGCCCCUCGGUUAUGACUGACUUAUGAACGUUCCCGAUGGAAUCUCUCGUCGACUGUACGAUUUUGAUUUUAGUUUUGUUCUAAAGUAAUGUUUUAUUUUAUUACUGUUACUUAGAUGUAAUGUUGAAGUGAUUCUAUAAAGAAACAUUUGUUGUCUUCCGUUUGUAUAAGCAAUGGUAGUGUUCGCGUGGAGGCAGCUGCGGUAUGGGAGUGUACAUAUGAAACAAUACUCUGUUUACGUUUCUCCUGUAUAUUAGGUCACUAUUGUGAAGUGCCCUGCCGACGUGCGACAUGUAUUGUGAUAUUUUGACAAUAAGACGCCUUUAUAUUCGUACAAAACAAGUGUUGCUUUCAAAAUUAUUCACGUAGCCGUGGAACAUGCAUUUUGUAUUCAUAUUUGUGUCGGUACAGGUAGCUAAUGUGGAUUGUACUUAAACAAUGAUAAAAAGACUAAUAGUAGUGUGAGUAUUAAAUAUAUGUAAGAGUUUCUGGUUUGACGCGGUGUUCUGUAAGGGCAUGGUUCGCAACAGACCCGCCGACGUUGGACCAUGUCUCGAGUGCCUGCGACUUACGAGUCACUAGCGGACCUUGUGUACUAUAAGUACACCUCUGCCUUGAUGAGAAGGCGUACUGUUAUACACUCGUGUUGUGUAGCGACGUCCUUGGUCUGAAGUGCCUUACCUUACUGUACGAGUGUACCUUGUGACGACGAUAUAACUAUUGAAUCAGUUCCACUUGUGUAUUACACUUACUUUGAAUUGCUCAUGAAGUAUUUAUACCCAAUAUGUAUAGAAUGUAAUAUUGAAAAUGUUACAUUACUGAAUACUUGUAGUAUAUUGCCGCGAAUAGACAUGUCGAAGUUGUAGUUUCUUGUUCACAAUGUUAAAGUGGUCUUACAGGUCUGUUUGUACGUGGUAUGCUCAGUCCAGCUCACUUGAACAAAUUCAUGAUUGGAUAACAGUAAUGGUCCUCGUGAUGCCUAUUCGCCGCACAUGUAACGGCAGCUGUAAUAUAAUGGAUUUGAAAAUGUUUGUAGAUGUAGACCAAGUGACCGCCUAGCAUUUACUCGUGCACACGCACCCUGUACAGUGUUUGUAAAUAUAGCCGGUAGCUGACAUUGCAUAGGUCUUUAUAAUACGUGUUAAGUUACAAAUAAAACAUUAAUGGACAUAGA
This is a messenger RNA of Trichoplusia ni (cabbage looper), 3011 nucleotides long. It is a transcript of the gene tkv, whose product is annotated as bone morphogenetic protein receptor type-1B. Gene Ontology annotation, molecular function: ATP binding; SMAD binding; transforming growth factor beta receptor activity, type I. The record is from RefSeq and is a predicted model, not a curated record. The transcript is spliced from 3 exons. NCBI's taxonomy places the organism in Eukaryota, Metazoa, Arthropoda, Insecta, Lepidoptera, Noctuidae. Gene Ontology annotation, biological process: BMP signaling pathway; cellular response to growth factor stimulus; dorsal/ventral pattern formation. The coding region runs from base 243 to 1697 and encodes 484 amino acids. Gene Ontology annotation, cellular component: plasma membrane; signaling receptor complex.